This is a messenger RNA of Coffea arabica (coffee), 3842 nucleotides long. The record is from RefSeq and is a predicted model, not a curated record. NCBI's taxonomy places the organism in Eukaryota, Viridiplantae, Streptophyta, Magnoliopsida, Gentianales, Rubiaceae.
AAAAGAAACCAUGGUGUCAAUUAAGUAUUUACAAGUCAUAAACCAGAAACUUCGAUGAAAAAUUCUAACUAUAGUAUGUGUCUGGCAUGUCCCACAGUAGUAUUUAGACAAUGAGUUACAGAAACAAAUGGAUCCUGAAUUGUAUACAGCAGCGCAUUUAGGUGAUUGGGUUCUAAUGAAAAGGUUUUCUGGGAACUUCUAUUCUCAGAAGACUUCGACUGGAAACACAGUCCUCCACGUAUUAGCCCAGUUUUGUGACUCUGCAGAGGUAGCGCGACAUAUCCUUGCAGGACAUUUCUGUCUGCUAAUGAAAAAGAAUGUUCAUGGCGAAACAGCACUUCAUUUGGCAGCUAGAAAGGGGCACCUGGGCAUUGUUCGAGCACUUAUUGCAUCUGCAAGACAUCAAUAUCCUCAUUCAAGAUUUCGAUUUCCGGGUUUUGACGGAUGCAAGAGGAUGCUGAGGAUGGCUAAUGUGGAUGGCAACACAGCUUUACAUGAGGCAGUUAGGAACAACUUCUAUGAGGUUGCCAAAUUGUUGGUUCAAGAAGAUCCUGAGUUUCAUUAUCGCCCCAAUUAUGCUAUGGAGACUCCUCUGUAUCUAGCAGUAGAGAAGGGAUAUCAUGAUAUCGUUGAUCUGAUUUUGGUGACUUGCAAGUCUUCAUCUUAUCUCGGCCCCGGUAACAGAACUGCCCUGCACGCUGCAGCUAUACGGAAUUCGCCAGAAGUGGAACUGAUUUUACAGAAGCUGCCAAAUCUUACAACGAAAGUCGACAAAUUUGGAUGGAAUGCACUUCACUAUGCUGCUAAAUUUAAUCAUCAAGGAGUAGUAAGACAAUUAUUGUCUAAAUACAAGUUCAUGGCCUAUGUUACUGCCAAUAAUGACGACUCAAUGACUGCUUUACAUAUUGCGGUGACUCAAGGACAUGUAGCUGUCAUACAAGAGCUUUUAUUGCAUUGCCCAGAUUGUUGGAAGAGGAUCACAUAUAAACGCCAGAACAUCCUUCAUCUUGCUGUAAAAUAUGAACAAAGAGAAGUGUUGGAAUUUUUCUUACAGUAUUCUUGGGCUUCUGAACUCAUCAACCAAAAGGAUUCUAAAGGAAACACUCCUCUCCACCUGUAUGUUGCCACCAAAAACUUAGAUGGUAAUAGCCUUGUAAAUCACCCUUGUGUUGAUAUCAGUGCUUUCGACAAUUCCAAUUCCACUGUUCUUGACAACAUACUUCACAUUGAUGAGCUUACUGGAAGACAGGUUUUGAUCAAGGAAGAGUUGGAGCGAGCAGGUGCUAGUCCAGGUUAUCGAAAUGUUGCUACUGUGAAGAAGAAUUUAGGAGCACCAAAAACCGAAGAACCAGAAAAACUGGAAAGUUUGGCUGGGACUUAUUUGAUUGUGGCUACGCUGAUUGCAACAGUCACUUUCACGGCAGGUUUUACCAUCCCAGGUGGAUUCAAUGAUAGUGACAGUCCAAACAAAGGGCUGGCGGUUCUAGGAAACAAAGCAAUUUUUAUAACAUUUGUUAUUUCAGAUUCCUUAGCAAUAAUGAUCUCCGUUCAUGCAGUCCUCCAUCUAAUUUUGCUCUUGCAAAGCAACAACCACAAGUUCAAGUUAGCUAUGCUCCACGGAGGUAGGGCUUCAAUUUUCAUGGCCAUUAUCCUGAUGAUGAUAGCAUUUCUGACGGGCUUGUCUUCUGUGUUACCAAUGCUGCAUAUCAAGAUUCUGUUGUGCGUCCUUGCUGCUAUAUAUUGCUAUCAUAUACCUUUGGACCUCGUUCAGUUUUUAAGGAACACUAGGAGUAGUAGAUAUGUAACUAUGUUUAGACAUACCGAGGCUGAUUAUUCUUGGUAUAUAGGUCCAUUCAGAGUUUGGGUUCAAGAUUUGACUGAAGAGGAUGAGUUUUGGUUGGAUUUUUGCAACAGAGGAGUUUUCUCCUUUAAAGAUCAGCCAGCGGAUCAUACUUUAGUGCGUAGCGGCUGCAAGAAGAUGCACGCCGAAUUGUAUGCAGCUGCACAGUCAGGUAAUUGGGUUGUAAUGAGAAUAUUUUCAGACUACUUCUACUCUCAACAUACUCCAGUAAAAGACACAGUCCUUCACGUAUUAGCCCAGUCAUGUGACUCUGCAAAUUUAGUCCAACUUAUCCUUGCUGGACAUGGCCGUUUGCUUAUGAAAUUGAACAAACAGGGCGAGACUGCACUUCAUUUGGCAGCAAGAAAGGGGCAUUUGGGCAUCGUUCGAGCACUAAUUGACUAUGCAAAAUCGGAAGCAGGACGCUGGUUCCCCCCAUGUUUUGACAGGCGCAAGAGGAUGCUGAGGAUGGCUAGUGUGGCUGGAAAUACAGCUUUACACGAGGCAGUUAGGAACAACUUCUAUGACAUCGCCAAAUUGUUAGUUCAAGAAGAUCCUGAGUUUCGUUAUCCCCACAAUUAUGCUGUGGAGACACCUCUGUAUCUGGCAGUUGAGAAGGGACGCCAUAAUAUUAUGGUUCUAAUUUUGGAGUCUUGCAAGACACCUUCUUAUCUUGGCCCCGGACACAAAACUGCCUUGCAUGCUGCCGCAAUUUGGAAUUCGCCAGAAUCCAUGAAGCUGAUUUUGGAAAAGCUGCCUAAUCUUAUAAAGAAUGUCGAUAAAUUUGGGUGGACUGCCCUUCAUUAUGCUGCCAAAUUCGAUCAUCAGGAAAUUGCAAGACUAUUACUGUCUGCUGAUAGGUCUACUGCCUAUGUUGCUGCCAAGAAUGAUGACUCCAAGACUGCUCUACAUAUUGCGGUAAUUCAUGGACAUGUAGUUUUGGUGCAAGAGAUUUUAUUCCACUGCCCAGAUUGUUGGGUUCAGAUUAUGGGUAAAAGUCAGAAUAUGCUUCACCUAGCUGUAAAGCAUGAAAAAGGAGAAGUCUUGGAGUUUGUUUUACAGAAUUCCUGGGCUUCUGAUCUCAUUAACCAAAAGGAUAAUAAAGGAAACACUCCUCUCCACCUGUAUGUUGCUACCAAAAACUUAGAUGGGAAUUGCCUUGUGAAUUAUCCUUUUGUGGAUGUCAAUUCUUUCGACAAUUCCAACUCCACGCCUCUAGACAGAAUAGUAGGGGAUGAUCACUUUUCAGAAAGACAGAUUUUAAUCAAGGAUGAGUUGAAGCAAGCAGCUGGCACUCGAGGUUAUCGAAAUGUUGCAACCGUAAAGAAGAAAUUACGAGCAGCUAGUCCUGAUGAAAUAAAAAGAGUCGAAAAAUUGGCUGGGAAUCAUUUGAUUGUGGCUACACUGAUCAUAACAGUCACUUUUGCAGCUGGUUUUACAGUUCCAGGUGGAUACAACAGUGACGGUCCACGCAAAGGCAUGGCAGUUCUAGGCAAGAAAGCAGCUUUUAUUAUAUUUGUUAUUUCAGAUUUCUUGGCAAUGAUUGCCUCCAUAUAUGCAGUGGUUGGACAUGUCAGGCUCUUGCAGUCCAAAAAGUACGGGCUUAAGUUGGCUGCUGUCCUGACAAUUGGGGACCGAAUUUCUCAGGCUGUGACAUUCAUGAUGAUAGCAUUUCUCACUGGCUUGUACGCGGUGCUACAAAAUUUGGCCGUCAUGAUCGUGCUGUGUGCCCUCGCUGCUUGGCUUGGCAUUGACAUAUUCGUAACUUUUUGGCCAAAACGCCAGUACAGGAAAUACACCUAUACAACUAGAUUUAAGCAUAGCGAAGCUGACUAUGGCACAUUUGUAGGACCAUUUAUACAAUGGCAUCAGGAUUUGACCAAAGCCGCGGACUAGUUGUUUUAUAAGCAAAUGGGGGUUUUUAUUUGUAUUGCAAGGGAAAAGAAAAGCACAAAGGCAUCGGAGGAGUUUGUUUUUCAAAAACUCAAUAAAUUAGUUGAUG